UAUCUUUCAUUACUUUUCUUCUCGCAGUUGUCGUACAAAGUCGAGGCUGUGCCCAACUCUUAUGGUGAACAUGGUGAAGGUCCUCACUGGGAUAUUGAGAGUCAGAGCCUCUACUACGUAGAUAUUGAAGCGGGGAAACUAUUGCGCUACGACUAUCAGGAGAAUAAAGUUUACAAAUCCAAAAUCGAAGGCGAGGAUCUUGCUUCCUUUGUCAUUCCCAUCGAGGGUCAAAAUGGCAAGUUUAUUGUUGGAGCAGCACGUCGGGCGAUAAUUGUGGAUUGGAAUGGUGUCUCUAAUACAAGCAAAGUGGAUAGCGUACUCUUUGAAGUGGAAGCCGGAGAAAAAUAUGCUGGUAAUCGUUUCAAUGAUGCUAAAGUCGACCCACGUGGCCGCUUCUUUGGCGGCACGAUGCAAUAUAUUGGAAAUGAUACAUAUCCUUUGGCGGCAUUAUACAAGUACGAUAAAGGCAAUGUUUCUACGGUAAAAAAAGAUGUAGGUAUUUCCAAUGGCUUGGCUUGGAACGAGAAGUUGAAGAAAUUCUAUUAUAUUGACACUGACACCUAUGAAGUGAACGCAUACGAUUACAACUUCGAUACUGGCGUGCCAAGUAAUCCUAAAGUUAUAUUCGAUCUACACGGGGCAAAACCUGAAGACGAUUUGCUGCCUGAUGGUAUGACUAUUGACAGUGAAGGCAACCUCUACGUCGCCACAUACAACGGUCACACUGUUUACAAGGUCAACCCAAGUACCGGUGAAGUUCUUUUGGAAAUUAAGUUACCUACCAAACAAAUCACUUCAGCUGCUUGGGGUGGCCCCAAUCUUGACAUAUUGUACGUGACCACUUCGGCGAUAAAUGACCAACCCGCACCGGCUGGUACUACCUUCAAAGUCACUGGUUUAGGCGCUAAAGGUUUACCAAUGUCAAAGCUUCAACUUUAAUUGUGUGCCUCGCGAUCAGAGUUUCCAGAUUCUUUUCUCAAAAAACUGUAAAUUUCCAAAAAAAAAAAA
This is a messenger RNA of Rhagoletis pomonella (apple maggot), 1008 nucleotides long. RefSeq names its product regucalcin-like. NCBI's taxonomy places the organism in Eukaryota, Metazoa, Arthropoda, Insecta, Diptera, Tephritidae. The record is from RefSeq and is a predicted model, not a curated record. Gene Ontology annotation, molecular function: gluconolactonase activity; calcium ion binding. Gene Ontology annotation, biological process: L-ascorbic acid biosynthetic process.